This is a messenger RNA of Trichoderma gamsii, 1542 nucleotides long. RefSeq lists its product as hypothetical. The transcript has a single exon. The coding region runs from base 1 to 1542 and encodes 513 amino acids. NCBI's taxonomy places the organism in Eukaryota, Fungi, Ascomycota, Sordariomycetes, Hypocreales, Hypocreaceae. The record is from RefSeq and is a predicted model, not a curated record.
AUGCUCCCGGAGAUUCUUCCUUCAUCAUCGUCACUCGUCGCCGCCUUGUCUUCUGUGCUUCUUUGGUCCGUCGCUCAUUCAUCGCCAACGUUUGGAUCCUCCACUCCAUUCAUCACAAAGAGAGACACUGUUAGAGACGGUCCGCCGCUGUCUGCUCGGGUUCUGCGGGAUACUAGAAUUCUUCCCGUGCAGAUUGGUGGUAUCGUUGCGGCAUACGGUGUAUCGUUGGUGCUGGUCGCCAUCGCCUUACUUGCGCUAUCAAAACGACGCCGAGAACAUCUUCGGGGAACGGAUAUACCCAGCUACGUUUUCCAGCCAAACUUUCCGGUUGCAGAAUUUCAGCAACAAUUUGAAUUCACGAAUCAACAAGCCGAGGGCCAUAUUGUUCCUCCCUUAAUAAUUCCAAAGUCAGAGUACAUCCACUCUGGUCCCUACAGCGCCCGAGUCUUUGACUACAAGAACGGGUCAUCGUCAUACGUCAUCCCAUCGCCUUCUUCAUCUGCAAUUCCAUCAACUCUUGGAGUCUCACCGCUUGUAGACCAGUCAAUCGUCGCAGCAGAUAGAGCCAUGGCGCAACAGCAGCUGGAAGAGAUGUACAAGUACGUCAUGGAGCACGAGGAGGCAAAGCAGAAGGGAAUCAUUCUCGAAUCUCCGGUUGUGGCUCCGAGCCCCCAAGAGUCGACGGCAUCUGAUAAGUCCAAGGGCCUCUUAUCAAAGAAGAGCAAGUCAAAGCCCGCCGGUCUCAACUUGGCGGCCGCCAAGGAAGAAAAGUCCAAGUCAAAGACUUCGGCUCUUUUCUCUUCCCUCCUAUCUCCCAAGAGGAAGGAAGCCAAGGGAAUGAGCAUUUCGUCUCCCAUCAUGACCCCCAUGUCGGGCACUUUUCCCCAGCAUGAGUCUCGAGAGAUGAGCGCCAUUCCGCCACGACACUAUGCUCCUCCUCCUCCUCCGCCUGUUCCAACGGACCAGGUGCCAUACGGCGCCUACAGGGCUUCGGGUGCCCCAAUUACUCCGGAUAUGUCACCUCAGAGUAUCCAAACCAUUGAUGAGCGUAUUGGAGCUUCUCUUGAUCGAAGCUCGAGGACCACCCUGCCAUAUACCGAGAGAGACCCUGAGUCAGCCACCUCGGAUCACUCGCAAGUUCCUUUGGUUGGUCUCCCAUCAUCUCCCAAGCCUGGAAGCACGUUUCCUUCGCUUCCUUCUUCACCACGACCUGGUGCCUCCUUUUCUCGCCCUAACCCUCCUUCUGCGGUCCGAACCGGCGGUACCCUUCCUCUUCGCGCUUAUGAGGAGCAACUUGGUUCGCCUUUUGUUACCAAUCAGACCACCAAGCAGACUGUCUUUGAGAGAACCGGCCCUCUAUCGCCCUCAGGCAGGACCCCAUUCACCGCGAGCGCCGUGCCCUACUCUCCGUACCAACCAUAUACCCCCCUUGUCCCAAUCACUCCCGGCUUGGUCACCAAGGAGGAUCGCAAGCGCAUGAAGCGAAUGGUCCCCAAGACGCCUACCUUGGAGAUGGUCAGGAGCUCUGAUGAUGUCUGGUAA